Messenger RNA from Rhincodon typus (whale shark), 3664 nucleotides. RefSeq names its product LYR motif containing 9 (gene lyrm9). Lineage: Eukaryota; Metazoa; Chordata; Chondrichthyes; Orectolobiformes; Rhincodontidae. The transcript is spliced from 4 exons. Bases 1101 to 1391 code for a protein of 96 amino acids. The record is from RefSeq and is a predicted model, not a curated record.
CCACAUAUAACAUUUUCUGUUGCCGUUUUAGUUUCUUGAACUCCCUGUCAGCCAUCUGGCUAGAUUUACUGACAGUGCCAUAAGAAGGGAUUUCCAGGAUCUUGACCUUGACCUUGACCUUGACCAUGUGGCUUGGAGGGGAGCUUGUGCAUCUUUGUGUUCCCACGUGUCUGUUCCCUUCCUCUUUUUCUAUGUGUUAGAGGUUAUGGGUUUGGAAAAUGUUGUUGAAAGAACCUUGAUGAGCUACUGUAAUGAAUCUUGUAUUAGGUAAAUACCACUGCAGUUGGGGGUCUAAAGUUGAUGGAUGGGCACUAAUCAUGUGAGCUGGUUUGUUCUGGAUGAGGUUCAGCUUCCUGAGCUGUUGGAAGCCACAUGUAUCCAGGCAAGUGGAAAGUAUUCUAUCACAUUCCUGAUUUGUGACUUGUAGGUAGUGGAUAGUAUUUGAUGAGCCAAGGACAGUUUACUACCACAGAAUUCUGAGUCCCUGAGUCGCUGACCAAAAUAUUUUAUAUAGCUUAGUCCAAGGCAAAGAUUCUGAAAAAUGUCAGCCUUCAGGAUGUUGAUGGUGGGAAUUUUUGUGAUUGUAACGUUUGAAUGUCAAGUGUAGAUAGUUAUAUUCCCUGUGGAGAUGCUCAAUCCUACUUGGCAUUAAUCAGCCUAAGCCUGAACAUUGUUCUAGUUUUGCUAUUUAUGGACAGGUUCUUGAGGAGUUGCAAAUAGUACUGUGUACAGUAAUGUCGGUGAAUGUCCCCACUUCUGAUGGAUGGAACAUCACUGAAGCAACUGAAAGUGGUUGCCCUGAGGCACUGCUGGGCUGAAAUGAUCGAUCUCCAACACCCACAACCAUCUUCCUUUCUUGUGCUGUGUAUGCUCCAAGAGUUUCUGCCAAACCACCACCCCAACCCCUUACCAGGGCUCCUUGAUGCCACACCCAGUCAAAUGUUGCCUAUGUGUGCAGAGUAGUCAUUGUCAGCCUGCUUCUUGAGUUCACAUAAUUGUUUUUCUGUUUGUUCCACCUUUCGACCUCAACUGUAAUGAGGUCAGGAGCCAAGUGACCCUGGAAGAACCCAAACUAAGCAACUAUGAGGUUGGAGCGUUGAAUGAUCAAGGGAAUGCCCCCUUUGCCAGGUGCAGAACUUGUGCAGACACCUGUCCAGUUAUAUCGGUAUCUCUUUCGAUGCUGCAAGCAACUUCCUGCAAAAAACAUACAGCAGCAUUACAAACAUGCAAUACGGCAGAAUUUUAAGGUUCACGCAGAUGAAGAUGAUCCAGAACGAAUCAAACAGAUCAUCAAAAGAGCAAUUGAAGAUGCUGACUGGAUCUUAUCUAAAUAUAAACAUAUGAAGCAGAAGAAGUUAGAAAAAGAUCCAGAGUCCAAGCAAACAAAAUAACAAGAUAUAUAAGAUUCUUGUUCUAGCGACGCAGGGUCACUCAUAAGCAGUGAUUAAAUAGAUGUGUAUUUAUUUAACUUAGAAUGUUAAAGAUUAAUAGUAAAACAGUCAUUGCAAAUAUAUUAAGAAUAUUUAUACAGGAAGCAAUACACAAAGAUUUCAGUUCAGGGUUGUAAUCUAUUUCUGAAGUUGGAGCAUACCAUGUUUUAUGAAGUUUAAUUGACAUUAAAUUAGAGACUGAACUUUUAGCUGUUUCUAAGAUGUUUUGCGAAUGACAACUUAAUGAGCUUUGGUAUCGGUGUAUAAUGCAAUUCACAUUCAGAUCUUGCUGCCUUCUAACACUGAGUAAGUAACUGACAUUGUUUUAAAAAAAAUUUUCUUGCUUGUCCAAUUAUAAUGGGAGGAUGUGUAUAUUCUGCUGAACGUUCCAUAAAUGUAAAUCUGUCUAUUUUAUAUUAAAUAUUGUUUUGCAGCCAUCUUUGGCUACUGAUUUUAGUAAUAUUGGUUGGAGUUGCUCUAAGCAUGGGUAUUUUAUGUCAUUAGUGUGUUAGUUCUGUUCCAUUGAUAUUUUUUUUUCAGGGUGUGGGGGGAUUGGUGGAUUGCAUUUAUGUAUCAUUUCAAACCUAAUUAUAACCACACUUGUAAAAGUGUUAUUUUUCAUUUUUUUUUUUUAAUUUCCUGACGUUUUGGAAAAUAUUAUCCAGGUUCCUGAGACCUCACACUUCAAGAAAUCUUUUCUGCUGCUCCCCACUUUCAAGAAUGCAGUUGAUACCAUAACUCCUAAUUUGACUUUCUUAGAAGCAAAGAUGUAAAAAGACAGGUCAGCAUGAACAUGAGGAUGGGGAUACAUUAUAUUUAUUGAGUUUUCAUUUUAGGUUACAAUAGUCUUUUUUCCAUGCAUGAAUUCAGAUAACAUUGUUGAUUAUAAAACAGAAACAGGAUACCUUUUAGUUUUGUUACUAAUCCCUUUAAACAAUAAGACACAGUCUUAUUUUUGAAUUCUGGAUUCACUUUGGUAGAUUUUCCGCAGCGUAGUUGAAUUGUAAAUGAAUCAUCCCUUGUCUGAGUGCUACCAGACUGGUUGAAAAUGCAUUAUAGCGAGCCUCCAUGCCCUUGAGCAAAGGAGGAACAAGAUCAGAGCAUGUUUUUUGUUCAUUUGACAGAACAAGGGUGUCACUGGCUAGGCAGCAUUUAUUGCCUAUCCCGAAUUGCCCAGAGGGUAGUUCACAGUCAACCACAUUGCAGUGCGGCUGGAGUCACAUGUAGGCCAGACCAGGUAAGGAUGACCGUUUCCUUCCCCAAAGAACGUUAAUGAACCAGAUGGGUUUUUCAUGACAAUUGACAAAGGUCAUCAUUAGACUGUUAAUUCCAGACAUUUUAUUGAAUUCAAGUUCCACCAUCUAUUAUGGCGGGAUUUGAACCUGAGUCUCCAGAAUGUUAUCUGGGUCUCUGGAUUAACAGUCCAGCAAUUAAUGCCACUAGGCCAUUGCCUCCCCCUGCUCCUUGUUGGUAUAAUGGGGAAAAAAAAGCUAAUGCUUGUGCCAUUUUGUAUGAAGCCAGUAGCAAGGAGAACAGGGAAGUCAUUGAAAUGGUGUUGUGGGAAGGGUUCUGUGUUAGUUAAUUGGAAACUAACUUCUAGUCAGAAAGAAUAUGUGUAAAAUGUUAAUAUUUCUGUCUGGGUUGAUAACAUUCUCAGCACUAACGUUUAAAGAUUUGAGUUCAAGGACUACUCUAAUCAAUGGGCACGAUCUCUUGAAUGAAAUUUUAUUGCUGUACUCGAUGGUUAGUUGGUUGGUUGUGUCGUUACCUGAAGUGUUGUCAUUUGGACAAAUUAUUUAACUGUAAUCCAGCCCUCAUGUAUGUAAAUAGUCCCAUUGCACUUCUAUCAGUGGAGCAGUUCUACCAAUAUUUGUAUUCAGUCACAACAAAAAUUCAUCAUGGCCAUUCACUUUUUUCCAAUAAAAUUAGAAAAUGCUGGAAAUACUCAGAAGGUCUCUCCGCAUCUGUGGAGAAAAAAAAAAGUUUUGUUUCAAGUCUGACCUUUUCAUCAGAACUGGUGUUUAAAUUUAAUUGCUGAAUGACAACUGAUCUUGGCUGACUAGCACUAAAAUUAUUGGCUCUGGAGCACCAGCUGGAAACUGUGUAAUAAAAAAAUCUUUUGAAGGGUUCCAAAGUAAAUAUUAAAAUAUACCAGAUCAACUUGUACCACAUAUCAUGAGACCUAUUGUUUUCAUCUGCUGCGAAAUAAAAUCUAUUUAUCUGGUACUUUAAAA